Pseudomyrmex gracilis is the source of this 5382-nucleotide messenger RNA. RefSeq names its product serine/threonine-protein kinase Tao (gene Tao). The record is from RefSeq and is a predicted model, not a curated record. The transcript has 12 exons. Gene Ontology annotation, biological process: protein phosphorylation. Bases 670 to 3363 code for a protein of 897 amino acids. Gene Ontology annotation, molecular function: ATP binding; protein kinase activity. NCBI's taxonomy places the organism in Eukaryota, Metazoa, Arthropoda, Insecta, Hymenoptera, Formicidae.
UACGUAUUAUCCGUCGUUGAUCAAUUUGAUGUUUUUCAAAAGUCUCGUCGUUCGCAGGCUCGAGUUUUUUCCGAAUUUUGUCAGUGUCGCUCGAUAAUUUUGUACGGCCUUGUCUUCCGAACGCCGUGCGCGCCCUGCCGAAUUUCGCCCUUAGUCUGGUCCGGUCCAGUGUGAUUUGCGCGACAAAAGCAGGUGCAAGAGUGUCAAUGCUCUUGCGUGAGAUAGUUAACACGUAUAUAAUUGCGCAUACAGAGAUACGUCUUUACCAGAAUCUCUGAUUUAACGUAUACGUGCAUUAGCUGUCAGUUUCUCUCUGUCGAGUAACGUGACUAACGCGGCAACAAUGACGAAUAUGUGGCGAUUUUCGUUUCUUCUACGGAUACAUUUCCGUGUCGUUUGAAUCGUUACGUAUUCUUGCUCUUGUCGACGAAAGAUCGCUUGUACGUCGCUUUCUACAUGCGAGAAAAACGACAACAAAAAUCGAACCAAAUUAUGAGUGUUGUGUUUGUCAUGCAUGCGUGUCGUGCCAUAGAAUGUUAAAUUCGGGAAUGGACUGACAGAGGAUUCAGUAAAAUCAAAAAGUUAGGGUAAGGAAUCUAAAGACGAUAAACAAGGCAAGGGUGUCUGUGUGCACUAGGCCUCGGGCAUCUAAUUAUCAACAACUCGACUAUGCCAGCUGUUGCAAGGCCUGGUAGUUUAAAGGAUCCAGAGAUUGCUGAAUUAUUUGAGAAAAAUGAUCCGGAGAAAAUAUUUGAGGAUCUACGGGAGAUUGGACAUGGUAGUUUUGGGGCUGUUUACUAUGCACGAUGUCUGGUUACCAAAGAAAUUGUUGCCAUCAAAAAGAUGUCUUACAUGGGGAAACAAUCGGUGGAAAAAUGGCAGGACAUUUUAAAGGAAAUUCGAUUUCUUAAGCAACUUAAUCAUCCUAAUACUAUAGAGUACAAGGGUUGCUAUCUCAGGGACCACACUGCCUGGUUGGUGAUGGAAUAUUGUCUUGGCUCAGCAUCAGAUAUUAUUGAAGUACACAAAAGACCUCUAAAAGAAGAAGAGAUAGCUGCGAUAUGCGAAGGUGUAUUGCGUGGUUUACAUUAUCUCCAUUCUCUUGGAAGAAUUCAUCGUGAUGUGAAAGCAGGAAAUAUUUUACUUACUGAGAAUGGCACAGUAAAAUUAGCUGAUUUUGGAUCUGCAAGUAUAAAAUGCCCAGCCAAUAGCUUCGUAGGAACGCCAUACUGGAUGGCACCGGAAGUUAUAUUGGCUAUGGAUGAGGGGCAAUAUGACGGCAAGGUUGACGUAUGGUCAUUGGGAAUAACAUGCAUCGAAUUAGCGGAAAGAAAACCGCCUUAUUUUAAUAUGAAUGCUAUGAGCGCCUUGUAUCAUAUUGCACAAAAUGAUACUCCGACAUUAAACUCGCCAGAUUGGUCUGAUGUCUUUCGUCAUUUUGUUGAGGUGUGUCUCACAAAAAGUCCAAUUGAAAGACCAACAUCCGGGAAAUUGUUAUCACAUCAAUUUGUCACCAGACCACGUUCUCCUCAAGUUUUAAUAGAUUUAAUACAAAGAACAAAAGCUGCUGUUCGAGAAUUAGAUAACCUGAAUUAUCGUAAAAUGAAAAAGAUCUUGAUGAUUGAUGCAUGUGAAACAGAGAGCACAGUUGGUGAUGCUGAUGAUACUCCUGAUGAGCAAACCGGUGGUGAUAGUAGCAAAAGCAAUUCAAUUACCUCAGAACACUCAAUUCAUUCGAUGGGCGUUUCAGCAAGCUCUCAAAGUUCCUCUACGAAUAGCCUGCCGCUACCAAAUGCUGAUGGUAAUGACUAUUCUUCAGGAUCUGUCAGAAAUCGGCAUAAAGUUUCAGCAGGUGGUGUCACUGCCAAUCUUCUUGAACACGGUGCCAAUAAUUUUGCAACAAUUAGAACAACUUCAAUUGUAACGAAACAACAAAAGGAACAUAUGCAAGAAGAAAUGCAUGAACAAAUGAGUGGAUAUAAGCGAAUGAGAAGAGAACAUCAAGGUGCUUUGGUAAAAUUGGAGGAACGUUGCAAAAUGGAAAUGGAAUCACAUAAGCAACUGUUAGAUAAAGAAUAUGAAACUCUCUUACAACAGUUUAGUAAGGAACUAGAAAAAUUGCAGCUCAGACAUCUGCAAGAAUUGGAACGCAAGCUAAAACAGAAUCAAAAUGCCGAAAAAAAGCUUCAUAAGGAGAUAACGAGUAGACAGGAGGCUGAUCGUAAAGCUCUGGAAGCUCAACAGAAAAGAGAAUAUAAAGCUUAUAAAGAAAGAUGGAAGAAAGAACUUUCUCUAGAUGAAGUAACUCCAAAAAGACAACGAGAUGCUACACUUCAAAGUCAAAAGGAUAAUUUAAGACAGAUGGAGGCACAAGAGGAGCAACGGCUCGCAAGAGGACAACGAGAAUAUUUAGAUCUAGAAAUUCGUAAAUUCCGUAGAAAAAAAUUACUCAUCUUUCAUAGUUUGGAGCAGGAGCUUCUUCGUGAAGAAUUGAAUAAGCGUCAACAGCAACUGGAGCAAGCGCAUGCUAUGCUUUUACGACAUCAUGAAAAGACGCAAGAAUUGGAAUAUAGACAACAAAGAGCUGUACAUGCACUUCGUGAGGAUCAAGUACAUCGACAGCACACAACGGAGCUUUGCAAUCAGCAAGAUUACAUGCAAAGAGCUGAACGUGAUCUGCGUAAAAAACAUGCGUUAGAACUUAAACAACAACCGAAGAGUCUCAAGCAAAAAGAAAUGCAAAUUCGUAAACAGUUUAGAGAAACUUGUAAAAUACAAACACGGCAAUAUAAAGCACUAAAAGCUCAAAUCUUGCAAACAACUGCUAAAGAAGAGCAGAAAGCAGUAAUUAAAAAAUUAAAAGAAGAGCAGAGACGUAAAUUGGCACUUUUAGGUGAUCAGUAUGAACAAAGUAUUGCUGAAAUGCUCCAAAAACAAAGUAUACGGCUAGAUGAAUCACAAGAAGUAGAAUGCCAUAAUCUUAAGGAAAGAUUAAAUUAUGAAUUAGAAAUUCUAAUGGCGUACCAAUCAAAAAAUAAAAUGCAAGCCGAGGCACAAAGAAAUAGAGAACGCCGCGAGUUGGAAGAUCGUGUAUCUGUCAGACGAGCUUUGCUGGAACAAAAAAUGGAAUUAGAAACUCAGGAAUUUCUACGUGAACGUAGUGAACGUAUACGUCUUUUGCACGAAAGGCAAGAACGGGAAUUGCAGCAAUUUGAUGAAGAAAGUGCAAGAAUAGGAUUCAGUGCUCUGGCAAUAGCUGAGGCAUCAAAAGAAUCUUAUCCGGACGAUGAAAGCCUUAGCGGCUCGAUGUUAAGUCUGGCUCACAGUAAUAGUUCUACAUCCUUUCCCCCUAAUAGUCUUUAAAUUUAAUUUUAUAUAUAUAUAUAUAUGCACACACACAUACAUACGGACAUGUAUAUGAUAUAUAUAUUAUAUAUAUCUGUGUGUGUAUGUGUGUGUAUGUAUGCUGUAACAAGUACAUGACGAGUUUACCGUAUAAUUUGAUGACUUACAUAUGUAAUAAAACGGUUUGCAUGCGUUAACCCAAACCUAAGAGGUUUGAAGUUAAUUGGGAAUGUGUAUUGGACUGAAAUUAUCAUAACUUUAUAUUUUUUAAUUGUCAAGAUCAUAAAUAUAAUUUACCAGAGGAGAGAGAGAGAGAGAGAGAGAGAGAGAGAGAGAGAGAGAGAGAGAGAGAGAGAGCGUGCGCUUCAUAUUGAAGAAGAAUUUAGAUGCUUUUUGCAACAUUGUAAUAUUUAUUAGUCAUAACCAAAAAUAUUUCGAAAAAUGCAUAUAGAGAUAAAAAGACUUUAAAACAUUAAUCUCAUUUCCAGUAUCUAAUAAAAUUUGAAGUUACAAAGCAGGAAACAUUAAUAUAACUAAUAAAAAGAUUUUGUACACACUACAGAAAAAAACUUUCGAGACAUUUGUUUAUUAUAUAUCGCAAAUAUAACAGUACAAGAAUUCUGAAAUAUUCGGAUAAAAAUGUACGUACUCGUAUUUUUUUCUUUAUUUAUCUUUCCGUUUUAAGAGUUGAUAUAAGCCUGAGAUUAUUUUUGUAUUCUAACAGUUUUUUUAACGCAGUACAUAAUAUAGUAGUAACCGCUCAGUUGUCAGUGAGUUCACCGUAUUCCGUUUGGAACUCGACAUUGUUUAGUCUAUAGGAUUUGGCGUUUCUUCCAUCUAAAUACUAUACUAUUGCAGUUUUCGAUGUAGAGUAAAAAACCUUUUUGUUUGUAAAGAUACUUUGUCUAGUGAGCUAUACCAAUAUCAGUUGACCAAAGACUUUUGUCUCAUUCACUUAUUAUAUUAGUACGCUCUCUUUUUCACUGUUUCUCGCGAUUUAACCUUGACCGCAUCAUAGGUUGCCCGGAGGUUUUGCCGUUCUUAGUAUUGUCAGUGUGAACUCCAAAAUUUCUGACAACUGCGCAAAAACUAUAUAUAUAUAUAUAUAUAGUUUUUAUAAUAAAGAUUUUAAAUUCCUCGUAAUAUAAUCCAACAUCGAGUGCGUUAGUUACAUUGUUCUUAUAUAUUUUAAAACAGUUUGAGAAUAUUUAAUUUGAAGUAAUACAUAAACUACUUGAAUGUAGAAAAAGUAUUCUAAUAAAUUUCACGUACAUCUAUCUUUCUUUUACAUGUGUGUGUGUGUAUACACUCACACUGCAUUAUUAAUCACAUACAAAAUUGCAUUUUGUCUAAUGUAGUUAUCUUCAAAAACAAAGAGUUUUAUUACAUUAUAUUUUCAUUUUAUAAUAUAUUGAUAUCAAAAGGUACAUUGAUAAUAAAAUGAUUGUUGAAUUGUACACAAUUAGUAUUCACUUUUCAAUUCCUUUCAAAGUUUUUAUCUUGAUUCAUGCUAACAAUAUGAUUCUGUAAACAUCAAUAGUAUCUUAGUACAUAUGCUAAUGUUUAAUAGUUUAUGUAUAAAAGUAGGGUAUACAAAUUUAGAUAAAGUAGCUUUUAUAAAAAAUAAAAAGUGUAUACAAAAAACUUAUUUAAACUACAUAUUACUUUACCUUUAUUAUAAAUUGGGUAGAAAAGACUUUUUAAAAAUUCUUUCUAUGUAAUAGUGUAUAUAAUAAGAUCUAAAGGUUAUUAUAUUGUUUAUUCGAAUAUCUUCUGCAUUAUACUAAUAAGUUCAUUUUCUAUUAUAAGGCUCUAGUUAUUUUAUAUUUCAUAAAAUUUCUUUUACUCUUUUUUUCACACUUUCUGUUUCAUUCAUAGAUCAUUAAAUAACAAAGUUGCGAAAUUGGAUUCAUCACAACAAAUGUAUUAUUUCAUGACACAAAUAUUACAUUUAAGAUAAAUUGAUGUCAUUUAAUAAAUUCCUUUAUACUUUUAACUCUACUAAUUAUUUUUAUGUUUGAUGCAGAUCAUGUAUGU